GUCCAAUCAGACCACACCGAGCCUGGAUUCCGCGGACUCGCAGCAUCACCUCCGCGACUUAGUAGAGCACGCGGAGGCGGAAAUGUUGGCCGAACAGGCAGCCGUCGCGGAGCACAAGAAACCGGAGCCCGAGGGGUUAGAAAGCGGUCCGGAAACUUUUGAGCCCGUGCACAAGCACGAGAACAUCAUCCAAAAGGCGAACACGCCGACACCAGGACGGAUCUAUCGACCCGGAGCGAGUGCGGAGGGCUCGGCUUUCUCGGCUGAGCGGUACUACAGAUCCCUUGCAGCGACCGAGGGGAGCACAAGUCCAACGGCAGCGUCUGUGAGAACGGCGGACAUAAAAGUGGCAGUGCCCGGGGCUGCUGAGCAAGCA
Amoebophrya sp. A120 is the source of this 376-nucleotide messenger RNA. The record is from the annotation of a GenBank genome assembly. NCBI's taxonomy places the organism in Eukaryota, Dinophyceae, Syndiniales, Amoebophryaceae.